AUGUCUGAUUGCGCGGUGGGGAGGCAGAGAAAAUGCCAGUGCUGUAUUUCUCAAAACAAGAUGUGCCUAGCUCGAACCGGCUUCCUGAACAACUGGCCAUGUUCGCAAUUGCAGCUCCCAGUUUGGAGUAUAUUUCCGGACUCGAGCAUUGCGUCGUCUGCCGUUGUGGGGCUAUACCUCUCGUCAACGGGCGGGGGUAAGCACGCUUUGGCAGGUUUUCGAGAUGGCCUGGGGAGUUUGCUAAUCGCGUUGGAACGGGUGGUGCCUCAAACGGGUCUUGCAAGGCGACGAUGCUCAAGCAUUUGACCUUCAGGUAACCGGUAAAGGUCAACGGAGUGCCUCCUGGCCCAAGCGAGAGCUAAAGAUAACCAUUAGCGCGAUAUCGUGAUUGUUGAACUCUGGUAUACCACUCACGAAGUCUUGAUAGUCUUUGCGUAUGUACGUUAAGACGGACCAACUUGCAUGCAAGGUGAGCCCGGCGACAAUGGCGAGGAGCAAUACUACUGUGAUCAUGCUGUUUGACGUUAAGAAGGAUUCAGAAGGUCAAAAUUGCAUUCAACUGGAAAAGAACCACGAUCGACACCGCCGAACGCCAAUUUGAAGCUUUUCUGCAACGUGCGUUGGCAUCGUGAGGCUACCUUGAACACGGAUAGUUGCAACCUCGAGCGGCUAGUGAAUGGAAGGGCUGUGCGCACGGAUUUCGUCACACCGCAAG
Molecule: messenger RNA, 715 nt
Organism: Cercospora beticola
Lineage: Eukaryota; Fungi; Ascomycota; Dothideomycetes; Mycosphaerellales; Mycosphaerellaceae
Source: RefSeq, a predicted model, not a curated record